AUGGAGAAAGAUGGAAUUGAAGGGGAGAAAGAUGCAACGAGGGAGAAGAGGAAAAGGGUAGAUCUGGAGAUAGCGGCGCCGCUCAAUUGUCCAUGUUACACCACCAACAACCAGAUGUCGCCACCUCCAUUCAUCAUAUGGGCUUCUGGCGGCAACAUGCUUGGUCCCGCUUAUGGGGUCAAAUCACUACGUUCUAAGAAGAAAUAUUUGAGUAUCAAUCUCAUCGAUAUCAUCGAUCUCAUACCAAAUCCCAUCAAUCGAAUCACUUUUUCGAGAAAUACGAGACAUCUAAGUCAUACAAGUAAAGAGAUCUAUUCAUUGAUAAGAAAAAGAAAAACCGUGAAUGGGGGUUGGAUUGAUGAUAAAAUAGAAUCCUGGGUCGCGAACAGUGAUUCGAUUGAUGAUGAAGAAAGAGAAUUCUUGGUUCAGUUCUCCGCCUUAACGACAGAAAAAAGGAUUGAUCAAAUUCUAUUGAGUCUGACUCAUAGUGAUCAUUUAUCAAAGAAUGACUCUGGUUAUCAAAUGAUUGAACAACCGGGAGCAAUUUACUUACGAUACUUAGUUGACAUUCAUAAAAAGUAUCUAUUGAAUUAUGAGUUCAAUACAUCCUCUUUAGCAGAAAGACGGGUAUUCCUUGCUCAUUAUCAGACAAUCACUUAUUCACAAACUUCGUGUGGGACUAAUACUUUGCAUUUCCCAUCUCAUGGAAAACCCUUUUCGCUCCGCUUAGCCUUAUCCCCCUCUAAGGGGAUUUUAGUGAUAGGUUCUAUAGGAACUGGACGAUCCUAUUUGGUCAAAUACCUAGCGACAAACUCCUAUGUUCCUUUCAUUACGGUAUUUUUGAACAAGUUCCUGGAUAACAAGCCUAAAGGUUUUCUUAUUGAUGAGAGUGACGAUAUUGAUGAUAGUGACAAUAUUGAUGAUUGUGACAAUAUUGAUGCUAGUGACGAUAUUGAUGCUAGUGACGAUAUUGAUGCUAGUGACGAUGUCGAUCGUGACCUUGAUACGGAGCUGGAACUGCUAACUAUGAUGAAUGCGCUAACUAUGGAUAUGAUGCCGGAAAUAGACCGAUUUUAUAUCAUCCUUCAAUUCGAAUUGGCAAAAGCAAUGUCUCCCUGCAUAAUAUGGAUUCCAAACAUUCAUGAUCUGGAUGUGAAUGAGUCGAAUUACUUAUCCCUCGGUCUAUUAGCGAACCAUCUCUCUGAAAGAUGUUCCACUAGAAAUAUUCUUGUUAUUGCUUCGACUCAUCUCUGCUUUGAAUUUUCUAAUGUGAAUAUGGAUAUGGAUCCAAUACUUUUGCAAUACAUAUUGGAUCGCAUAUACACUCAAUACUUAUCAGAUAUCUGUCCUUAUAACUGUAAAUUCGAACUUGAGCCGUUGAAUGUUGAGUGUAUGCUUGCUGUGAUGAGAGUCGAGUCAGGGGAGAGAGGGCAGGCGGCGGUCAGCGGUGGCUUCGAGCUGCUGUUGUCGGCCGUGGUGGAGAUUGGGGAUCUUGGGUUUUACAGAGGGAGAAGGAGAAAUAGGGAGAUGGAGGGAGGCAGGGUGGCGACGACGGCGGCAAUUAGCUGCUGCUCGUCGGGAAUCGAGGCCAAGGGCCACGAUUAG
This is a messenger RNA of Salvia miltiorrhiza (redroot sage), 1605 nucleotides long. RefSeq names its product protein Ycf2-like. The transcript is spliced from 3 exons. Gene Ontology annotation, molecular function: ATP hydrolysis activity; ATP binding. Bases 1 to 1605 code for a protein of 534 amino acids. The record is from RefSeq and is a predicted model, not a curated record. Lineage: Eukaryota; Viridiplantae; Streptophyta; Magnoliopsida; Lamiales; Lamiaceae.